This is a messenger RNA of Phoenix dactylifera (date palm), 3411 nucleotides long. The record is from RefSeq and is a predicted model, not a curated record. Lineage: Eukaryota; Viridiplantae; Streptophyta; Magnoliopsida; Arecales; Arecaceae.
AUACGGUACGCUUCGCUCUUUCCCCUUCUGUUCUUCUCUUCAUAGAUCUGGGCCGCCGAACCCUGAAUUUCCUUCGAUUUUUAGGGUUCUUGGCUGUUCUCUUCUGUUAGCGUGGUGGUGGGAUUCGGUUGCAUGCUUAUUUGUCUGGCACCUUUUAGGAAUUCAUGAUCUUUUUCAUUUGCUUCUGCUUUAAUUGGAAGGAAAGUUAUGAGCUGUGUUUAUGAUCUGUUUAGGGUUCUUUUGGGGUCAAAUUCGUGUUGGUGUUGCAGGAUCCAAAUUAAAUUGCUGAUUUGCUGAGAUUUUAGGGUCUCUUCUUCUCAUCUUGAACGGUGUUCAUUUCGAUUUUGGUGAAGUUACAACUUCGCAUGCUAUUAUGCUAGUUUUUUCAGAGGUUCUUGAUGCAUUAGAAGGGUUUUAGCGAACCAUAUAUCUAUCUAUCUAUCUAUCUAUAUAUAUAUCUAUAUAUCAAUUUUCAGGUUUUGGGCUGUUUUAGAUGUGCAUAUAAGGAGAAUUUCGAGGGGAAGUUGAUAUUAUUAGUGGUUGGGUUAAUUAGACGGCCGGAGGUGACCUCGAAACUAGGUUGGAGUAGAAGUUCUUACAGGUCCAGGGUUAUGGAUCGUCGUGUUAGAGAGUUGUCCGGCAUGAUGAAUGGGUUGACGUAUGGUGAUUCUUGCUUCAGUCAGAACACCACAAAUGGUUCUAGAUUAGAACAGUUGCAGCCCUUCUUGUAUCAUAGUAGCCAUAUGAACUUCCCCCAAAUGUUAUCUGGUACCACCAACCCUAUAAACCCAAAUGACAAUCCUUCAUCUGCUCAUCAUACAACUCCCGGGGGGGAUAGUCCAGAAGAUUGUGAGAUCUUCUCGGAUGUAGCCCUCAACUACAUAAGUCGGAUGCUCAUGGAAGAGGACAUAGAUGAGAAGGUCAAUAGCUAUCAGGAAGAGUCGGCCCUUCAAGCUGCAGAGAAACCCUUCUAUGAGAUCCUUGGUCAGACGUAUCCACCUUCACCUGAUCAGCCGCCGCUCGAUUCGCAACGCAGCAUAGAGAGCCCUGACGAGAGCAGCAACAGUAACUACGGGAACUCCAGCAGCGGUGGUAAUAGCAGCAGGGUGGUGGAUAAUGGCUGGGCCCCUGAUUUUCAUGGGUACCAGCAAUCACAAUCUUUCACUGUCUCCCUCGAUCACACUUCCCAAUCUCCAUUGAGCUCCUCCAGUAGUGUUGGUAAUGCUGUUGAAGCAGUGGAAGAGGCCCUGAUCAGCGGUAGUAGGCUUCCUGAUCUGCUGAUCGAAAGCCUGCCCGCCUGGCAGUUCAGGAGAGGAGUUGAAGAGGCACGCAAGUUCCUUCCUAGCAAUGCUCGGCUGAAGAUCGACAGAGAAGCCGAUGGGGUUUCAUUACCUCAAAAGCCGAGAAAUGCUGGUAGAUUGGUCGAUGUCAAGGCAGAGGAGGAGGAGACAGAAUAUCCCGUUUACGGGUCCAGAGGUCGAAAGAAUCUGCACCGUGAAGACUUGGAUCUGGAGGAGGGGAGGAGCAACAAACAGUCGGCUGUUUAUUCUGAGGACACUAUUCGGUCUGAAAUGUUUGACAUGGUUUUGCUUUGUCAAGGGGACAAGAGUUUGAAAAAGAUAUCGGAUCUACGAGAAGCAAUGCAGAACGAAGCAAACAAGAAUUCGCAGAAUGGUCAUGCUAAAGGAUCAGGUGGUGGGAAGGCACGAGGGAAGAAGCAAAGUAAGAAAGAAGUGGUUGAUCUUAGAACCAUACUGAUACAUUGUUCUCAAGCAGUGGCAACUGAUGACCGCCGGACUGCCGGCGAACUACUAAAACAGAUUAGACAGCACUCUUCACCAAAUGGAGAUGGAACUCAAAGGUUGGCAUAUUGCUUUGCAGAUGGACUUGAGGCCCGCUUGGCUGGCACCGGUAGUCAGAUCUAUCAUACCCUUGUAGCAAAGCGAACAACUGCUACCGAUAUAUUGAAAGCUUACCAUCUCUAUCUUGCAGCAUGCCCUUUCAAGAUGGUUUCGCACUUCUUUUCUCAUCAGACAAUCCUGAAUGUUGCAGAGAAGGCAUCGAGGGUGCACAUCAUAGAUUUCGGCAUUUAUUUUGGCUUCCAGUGGCCGUGCCUCAUCCAACGCCUUGCUGCCAGGGCUCAAGGCCCCCCAAAGCUUCGGAUCACCGGCAUCGAUUCGCCUCAGCCUGGGUUUCGCCCUACAGAACGAAUCGAAGAGUCGGGGAGGCGGCUAUCAGAUUAUGCCAAAAGCUUUAACGUUCCUUUUGAGUACCAAGGCAUUGCAUCAAAAUGGGAGAACAUUCGUGUGGAGGAUCUCAAAAUUGACAGAGAUGAGGUGCUUAUUGUCAACUGCUUUUACCGCUUCAGGAAUCUCGUGGACGAGACCGUCGUCGUCGACAGCCCAAGGAAUAAAGUCAUCAACACUAUAAGAAAGAUGAGCCCGGAUGUUUUCAUCCAUGGAGUCGUGAAUGGAUCCUACAGUGCUCCCUUCUUUGUAACACGCUUCCGCGAGGCUCUGUUUCACUACUCUGCGUUGUUCGACAUGCUUGAAACCAAUGUGCCGCGGGAGAAUGAACAGAGGUUGCUGAUUGAAAGGGAUCUCUUUGGACGGGAGGCUCUUAAUGUGAUAGCAUGUGAGGGCUCAGAAAGGGUAGAGAGACCAGAGACUUACAAGCAGUGGCAGGUGAGGAAUCUGAGGGCCGGGUUCAUGCAGCUUCCCCUGAAUCCGGACAUCAUGAAGAAAGCAAAGGAUAAAGUGAAAACCAGUUAUCACAAGGAUUUUCUUAUAGAUGAAGACAGCCGAUGGCUGCUGCAGGGCUGGAAGGGGAGAAUCAUCUAUGCACUGUCCACAUGGAGGCCUAACGAAUCCUAGUCUAUUGCCUGAAAAUCCUCCAACCCCUACAUGCAUUAAGCAAUGGUGCCUUGCUUUCUCCUGCCUUGGGACCUUGAUUUGUCUCAACUGAUUAUAAGAUGUCGCGGACCUGACGUUUUUGAAGGAAGGAGGUAUACAAGGUCCGUGUAUAUUGGCAGCUGGAACUCGUCAAGACUGCACUGGUUAAGGUUGACCAAGGUCUUGUGAAGGACCCAAAGUAGGAGCCAUAGAAUAUCAGAGAAGCAAUAGGAAAAAAUAAUGCGUUCUCUGCUGCGGUCUUCCAACGCAGGGAGAAUAUGCUUUAUCUUGUAGUAGUAGGUCGGGUUUGUAAGAAGUUACGUUAAUAGCUUUGACAAGUGGUAGCAAGAAAUAUAGGUGCUCAAGAGUCUAUGUUUCUUUCUCAUCAGGCUUUUCUCAACAUGUAUCAUCUUCUUUCAACUUUCUAGCUGGUGCAACCCUCAUUUAUUCAAGCGUGCAAUGUAUGAUGUAUCCCGGCCUGUCUAUAUAAACCACUCUAGUUGAUGUCCUCUAAGCUCAA